ACGACGUACGCGCGCGGCACUACGACACCGCACGCACACACCACGCGCACACAUACACACGCGCGCGCGCGAGAGAGUCCGAUCGGAAACGUUUCGCGGCGAGCCGACCGCCGAGCCGAGAGCCCCCCGAGAGCUUAUCGCGCGAUUCCGCACCCUGGUACCCCGGCGGAGACGUUUCGCCCGGCAGACAGCUACGCGCCACCCGUAAAACGAACACCGCCGUCCGCGCCGCGUCAUCCGACCGCCGCCGCGAGGACGCGAGCCGCGUGUUCGCGCACGCUGAACGUACUCUAAUUGAUCGUACUCGAACGGCGGUUUCGGACCUUUCGGCUCGCGUGCCGCACGCGCGGGGACGCGCCGUAUCGUUUUCGCGCGCCCGUCGGUGCCGGUUUUCCGGAAUUCAGUUUCCGUUUUUUCGCGUGUGUUCGCGUACCAUGUGCCCUGUGAAAAAUUGUCGCAACCACCGACGAUAAAAAGGUAUGACCAACACGUUAUUUAAAUUAUUGAAAUCGCGUCCGAUCGUAACGCGCACGACCCGACGGCGUUACGAUGCGCGCUUAGCGUUUAGAACCGCGGUAGGCAACAGGCGGCUAGCGGACAGGAAAAUAAACGGACCGUCAAAUUAUUUCAUUUUACUCCACGCCGGUUUCGCGUUUUCGCUAUUUGCCCGUGCGGGGACCCGCGAUGUCCGAAAACGUGAUCCACGUUCGUGACAUAAUAUCCGGUAAAUUCGGUGUGUACUUUUUCAUAAAACCGUACGCUAACAUAUUGUAUUCUACGCGAAACGGUUAAAUAAUAUCGUCCGAUGAUUGCGUUUCUAAUAGAAAAAUAAACGCGUUUAUAAACUUGUAAAUACAUUUUUUAUAGAUAUUUUUUCGGAGGUGUUAAACAACACGGAACGCCGAACAGAAAAUAGGUUGAACUUUUUCUAUUUUUUCCCGCUCCAAAAAUAUACUGCCCCCGAAAAUUUAUUUUCAAAUUAUCCGGCCUCCCCCCCCCCGCCACCCCUUAGAAACUAAUCGCCGUUCCCCGACUUGGAGCGUCGAUUAAAAUUUUAACGGUUACCGGUGUGGUUCAAUCGUAUUACGCCUGUGUACAACGCCUAUGUACAUCGAAAACAAUACAUUUAUAAAUAACGGUUCGGCGAGCGCGCGUGACGACGUCGUCGUUGUACGUCAUCGGUCCGAAAUAAUCAUUUUCCAACGACCGUUUACCUUGAACCAGUGCUCUGGGUUUUAUGUAGAUGGAUAUGUAUAUUUAUAUAUAUUUUUUCGCGUAUUUUACCGUACCCAGAUAAUAAACGAUAAUUGAUUUAUCUACAGAGAUAAAUAAUCGAAUCUUCUAUUGAUACAUUUACCAGGAUUCAUUUUUUUUUUUUAAUCGUAAUUUAUGUAUUUAUUAGAAAUAAUUCGUGAUUUAUAUUAAUAAUAUUAUACACUAUGUAAUCGGAUAAAUACAUGAUAAAGUUACACACCAACCACACAAUCUAUCUUGUACCAAAUCCGGUACUUAUAAACAUGUAACCUUAUGAUAGGGUAAAUAUUUUAAAACGCAUCUUCGUACGACACUGUCAUGACCGUAUUAAAAUGUUCAGUGUAGUUAAGGUAUACACAUACAUAGGUGUGUACACGUAUAUAAAAUUUAGACCAAAAAAUUAAGGGAACAAAUUUACGCGAGUCAAAAUUAAAAACGAAAAAAUAUACUAAAAAUCCUAUCAUAAAGAACUUUUUUCAAUACGUGCGCAAUGGCGGAUUUACAUUUUUCGCUUAUAUAUUUAUUUACUCUAUUUUUUAUGUUCGAAUUUCUUUACUUUUUUGUCAAAAGAAUCAAAAAUUUGUUAGAACCGUGUAAAUAAAUCCAAAAAAAAAAACUCUAGCAACAGCAAGUACGUUUCCUUGUUAAAAGCGAUCACCUCUCCGAACCACUUUGCUAUAAAGAAGAUUCUUCUCCUCUUUAUUAAUAAAAUAGUAUAAAAUGUAAACUAAUUAAUAAUAAUAAUUACUAUAACAUUGAAAUGUUUAUUGACAAAUCGAAUAAUAAAUCGCUUACGAUAAGUAUGUAGAUUUAAAAUCGGAUCUUAAUUUUUUGUUUUAAGUCUAGGUACGUAUUAUACAAUAUCUAAUUCAAAAUUCAAUGUCUUCCUCCUUCGUAAAAUUCUGAAUGAGCCACUAAAUGUGCGAUUAGUGUAUCGGACACAAACUAGGUACUUAAAACUGACACCGGUACUGGCUACUAUAUUUUAUGGCUACGGUUUUUGUUAAUUUUAACAGGCUCGUUAGAUCUUCGGAGGCGGUGGGUCGGGAAAGUCGUUCGUGAAAUACAUUCGAGCCGAAGACGAUUUUAACUGCGACGAACUGCGGUACAACAAUGGGCACGUAUAUAAUAAUAUUAUAUCGGUACUAGUGUUUACUAGCAUUCCGCAAACGCAUAUAUGGUUUCCGACGCAACGAUUCAAAACUGCGCGCGUGCAUAUUUAUUGCAAAUUGUUUACAAUAAUAUUAUGCCGCAGAUUACGAACCGCCGGGAAAUAAAACGAAUUCAAAGCCAAAAAAGUAGAUACAUAAAUAUACCUACUUCGAAAACAAUAAGCAAAAGCAAAAUAACAUUAGAUAGUGUGCGGCAGUCUCGGCUUAUAAAUAUAACGGAAAAACGGCUCGGAAGAAUAUCCACCGCUCGGAAUGGUUCGGCACAAGAGCCGGGGUGUUUUUACACAAAUUAUUGUUAAUGUAAAAAGCCGGAUGACAAUAGAUUUUUCGUUGUUUCAGUGACGGAGAGAAUUGCGACAGUGCCGGGGGGGGCGAACGGUUAAAACAAUAACAAUAACAAUACACCGUUUUACCAAUGGACGAUAUUGUACAAUAUUUCCGUCCGAAAUUCGAAAAUCGAUUCUCCGGAGUUCGGACCAUAGGCAUCAUUAUAAUAACAUUCCCCGGCGGCGUUACCUGCAUAAUAUAAUAUACACAGUGCAGUUACAGCGCCGAUACACCUAUAGGUAGUGGCCACAUCCGACGUUACGAUACGGAAUUCCGAGCGUGCACACUGCACCAUUACGUGACCGAGUUUAAUGGAGACCAAUUUGUCGGUCUCCCCGGCCGUGGUGCGACCGUCAGGUAUAAUUUCGGGUAUAAUCCGACGCCUAGGCGGCACGGUCACGUAUUUUAAUGUUCCUAUACACAUUUUAUUGUUGUAACCUGCCUGUAAUAUAAAUGAUAUUACAUAUUAUAACGUAACGUGCGUAUGUCAUUUAUUUUAUUUUUUUUUUUUAUCUUUUCACCUUUGCUUUAUUUUAUUAUAUAUUUAAUUCUCGCGGGACGAGGGGAAAAGAAAAAAAGAGCAGCAGCAGCAGCAGCAGCAGCAGCAGCUCGGUAACACGGACGAACUGCGGUGUGCGGCACGGCUCCUCUUUACUGUGCGUAAACGCCGCCGUAGAAACGACGACGACGACGACGAGGGGGUAAAAACUGUCAACGGGAAUUGUGUAUCACAUUAUACACAUGCAUACACGUACACAUGCGCAUAUACGUAGGUAUACCGAUAGUACGUGUAUUUUGUAUUGUACGGUACACGGCGGUAAACCGUGCGCGUAUGUCACCCCGAAAUAUAAUAUUAUCGUGUCCACAGGGGAUGCGAGACGCGCACUACGCAAGGUUCACUCGGAUCGCGUACGCGAUUGGCGUGGGAAUAACAGGAGCGCGAAAUAAUAUCGCGCACAAAUAAAACGGGCCCACAAGUCUCUGUGCUCGUACCGCGCAUGCGAUUGUAUUACUAUUGUUAUUGUUAUUAUUAUUAUUAUUAUUAUCACUAUUGUUACUGUUGUUAUGCCGUAGAGGGGAUCGUUUAUUGAUAAUUCGGAGGUACGUUAUAAAAUCGCGUAUUCGCGCGCGCGCGCGCGCGUGUGUAACAAUGGCGUUAAAAAAAAAUGUAUUGGUUUUCUUAAACGGUAUUAAUCUAUGUGGUUUCGGUUUUAGAUUCUGUUUGCUCCGGAGUGUGGAGUGUAGCGCGUUCUCUGAAAGGGAAUACUUCAUUUAUUUUUUUUUUUUUUUUUUUCAUUUUCUCAGGAGUUUUCCCGGUAAAUGGGGAGUUUACGAGAGCGAUGCUUUUAUCAUUCGCAACUUUGUUUCGUUUUAUUGCAACAGGGAUCGCCGCGCGUUGUGCGCGAGAAGAGUUCAAAUAUUAAAGCGUUGGGACGGCGUUAGGGACAUCGCAGGAUUAGACGUUCGUGAAAUAUUUUUGGCUGCGCUUUGGUCUGUUUGGAAUGUAUAGGAGUCAUAUAGAGAUACAUACAAUUAGAUUGGCGGUAGAACACAAUGUAUUAUCGAUACGCUAUAUACUUUAUCUCAAUCGAGUCGUUUGUUCGUUUCUCGGCGACACGUUAAGUAUACAAUAUUAUAUAUUAUAUUGCGGGUACUCUGAAUAUCUGAACACCUGAAUAUUAUGGAUCGAAGUAGGCAGGUGUAAAAACUAAUAAUUAUUAUAAAUUUGUAAAAACGUUGUGUUAUUCCGCCGCAGAUCGAAUUUUAAUAAAUUAUCGUAACUAUUAACCACUAUUGUAGAGCAUUGAACAGGAAUAUUUUUAAAAAAAUAAUUAUAAUCUCACGUAUAUAAACGAAACAAUGACAUAAUAUGUAACUUUGUGUUUCUAAUCAGUUUUACCUGUCAAAUAAUAACGAUAUUGUAUAUUAUACAUUUUAUUAUUAUGCCUAUCUAUAUGAUGAUAAAAUGGAAAGUUCGCCUGUUUGCCUGUGCGCGAUCCACAGCCGAAUCACACGCAGGACUCUGAAACAGUGGCGCAGGAUUCUUAAAAUUAUUAUCAUUAUGAAGCCAAAAUAUUUUUACCGAUUCAUGGGACCCAUCCACCCAAGACAGGUGACGGUACUAACUAAAUGAUUUAUCACGAGUAUUCAACGUUAACAAACGUCAACUAGUCAUAAAAUUGAAAAUGAAUAAUUUAUUUUCAGUUGCCACUCUGGACCUUAAUUUACCAUAGGGUUCGAAAUUCAAUUAAAUACAAAAAUCAAUACUCCUAAUUGAUGUUUAAUUUCUAGAGCACCAGCUUUUGACCAACGAUGUUAACAUAAUUUUCAAUAACUCGGGUAAAGCGGGUAAUCCCAACAUCAAACGUUAAGAGCACUUGAAUUUUCUUUUUUCAUAAGAGAUUGAAAACUAAAAUAUAUACAAUUCUAAUUAUCAAUAAACGAUAUUAUGCUCUGCGAAAAACGAUUUUGAUGAAAGUAUUUUAGUCGUAUUUUUAUUUUUUUUCCUCUUAUUACUUAGGAGACACGGAAAUAAACAAAAAUUAUACAAAAAUUUGCCAGAUUUUUCUUAUUUAUUAAGAACAUUACAUGAAAAAUCAAAAAUGACCUCCCCGUUGUAGAAAUUAGAUAAAAAUAACCCGAGAAAAUUCCUAUAAAUGUUUAUUAUUAUAUUACCGCCAGAAUCGUCUAGCAAGUACAACUGUUUUCUGAUUUACGUGUUUCGUUUUAUACACGAGAGGCGAUAGUUGUUAAUGAUGCUAUAGCAUGAUGGUACAGCCUGCAGUAUACCCGGCAAACCAAUUUCCAAAGAGCGCCGUAAAAACUCAUAAAUCACCCAUGGCGGACGUGAUUUUAAAAUUAUUAUUAUCGUUAUUAUUGUAUGCGCCUCCCGUUGGCACCUAUAGAGGAGCAAAUCAUCGUAUAUAAUAUUAUAUCGUGUUAGAGUUAUAGGUACAUCUCUGAGCGUCCUGGGGGCUCGAGAAUGAUCGAUUUGCAUUCAAUUACAUAUUAUUAUAUACGAUAAAAAGCGGCUGGUACCGAUGAUGUGGAUUGGUGUGCCACUGUUUUAUGGGAGAAAUUAGAAGAGAAGAUGUGUAGAGUGAUUCACCUUAUAACCCAUACGCGACGAUAAACUAUCGCUAAUGGAAAACGAUUCUGAGUGAUUUGUCGUAUUUUUUCGCUUGAUAGCAAAAAUUACCGAAAAUCAAUAAGCAUUAUACAAUAAAUUGAUAGUUUUUUCCCAUUUAUUAAGAAAAUUACUAGUGAAGUCAAAACUAGAUCUAAUAUGCUACAAUAAAGCUCCUAAAAAGUUGUUGAUCUAACCGAGAUUUGUUAUAGAAAAUUUGUUUGGAAACAAAAAAAAAAGGGUCAUCAUAAUAAAACCUAUAUACCUUCCUCGCUUCGCUCGAAAACUAAAAACCGAAUUUUCAAUAAAUAUUUCCGACAGAUGAAUUAUAUUUUUAUUAGAUCCUGACAGCGUUCUUACUUUCGGUUUAUAUAUAUUCUAUUCUAUUCUAUUUUUUUUUCGGGUCCAUAUAGCGCGUCACCCGGCCUGCAGCAACAGCUAAAGUGUUCAUCGGACGGCGGUUUAAUAAUAGAGAUUGGCCAAUAAUCGUUGCUGGCACGUCGCUUAAUAACCGACCAUAUGUGUGUGCACCCCAUCCGGCCGACUGAUUGAUAUUGACGUGUGAAUCCUAAUUGACAAACCGUCAGAUUUUUAACGGCUAUAUGUGUGUAUGUGUGUGUGUGUAUAUGUGUGUGUGUAUUAACAAUAAUUUCCGGUGUGCCGGAGGUCCUAAUGACAAAAUAUUACGCAGGAACCAUUCAUUUUUUUUUUUUUUAUUUAAACGUGCUUUUUUUUUCAAAAAUAACGCUGACGUACCCGGCCGCUACCACAGCAUUUAUUAUUGUCGAUUUGAUUAUUCGUUUUUCGCGUUUCUAUUAUGAUGUUCACCGAGAAAAACGGGAAAAGAAUCAGUUUUUUUUUUUACCAUAAUAUAUCCUAGAAAAAAAAUAUAAGUAAUUGAUUGUAUACGUAUAAUCAAUAAAUAUAAAUCAGUUUAAAUAAAAUAUUAUGCUUCACAAGAAUUGUAAAAUGUAUUGAUUUUUAUGGACAGGUUAGGCCAUUUUAUAAUUUUGGUAUUAUAUUUAUACAAACAAGAAAAUAUUUUAUUUUUUCUUAAGUAGGUAGAUUUUAGUUUUUUUGAGUGAAGCGAGAAAUAUUUUUAUUUCACUAUGAUAUGGUUUGUGUGUGUGUGUAAACAACUUUUACUAUAAAUAUUGAAAUACUCCGGUCAAAAACUUUACAGGAACUUUCUUAUAGAAAUUUUAUCUAGUUAGAGGUCAUUUUUUGAUUUUUCUUAGUUUUCGAAUCCCAAAAAAAAAAGUUUUAUUUAUUAUUUGUUUUUCUGGGUUACUUUAGCAUCAAGGGAAAAAAUACGAUUAACACUUUAAUCAGAAUAGGUGUUUGUUAAAAAUUAUUUUACUGUGUACAGAUAUAAAUUAAAAAACUUUAAACGUUGUUCCUUCCGAUAUCCUUCCAUAAAGAAUGGCACACCCAUCAGCAGUAUCAGCCAUUUUAUUAAUUUGUUUGUCAGUGCGAUAUGUGCAAACAACAAUAAUACGCAGGUACUUACGGAUUUGCAUUAAAAUGUUCCAUCGCCUAACCUUAUAAAUUGCUACAAUAUUUGGUACGAUCAAUUAUAAAUAAUGAAUAUUAUUAUAUCGAGUCUCCGUGUCGCUGCACAUUAUCCCGACUGAUAAUAUUGUUUUUUGAUAACGUGCCAAAAUAUUAUGUACGUAUAAAUACUUAAAAUCUAUUCAGAUUCGUAUUGCGGAAUAUCUAAAUACGUACUGUGUGUAUAUCAUAUAUCAGUAGGUACACGAGAAAAAUAAUUAUCGCAUACUUUUUACAUGAAAUCGUUACCUAAUAAUAAUAAUAAGCAGUCACGUUUAUUUUUUUUCGGACCAAUUAUACUGCGCUGCCGCCACAGCAUCGCAGGCGUUUACUGCAAUAUCGUUCCGUCGUUACACAACCCAUAUAAGUAUAAGUAUAGUACAACAUAGUCUCGUUUGGCACGACGUCUAUAAUAUAAAAGUGAAAAAAAUAAAAAAUAGAAAAAAUUCCGGUAUACUUUAAUAUUAUACUAAAAUAAUGGGAUAAUACUAAUAUUUGUCCGAUAACCAUAAAAACUCAUAAUUUUUAUUAUUAUUAUAAUUUUUUUUUUUUUUUGAAAAAUAAUAGGCACCCAAAAAUUAAUAUUUUAAACUUAGAAGUCUUAUUGGACGGUGUAACCGAUAUCAUCUUGAUAUCUUAUCAUAUUUAUAAUCUAUCAACUGCUAACGUUUUUAAAAUUAUGUUGGCAUGGAGGGAGAUAACCAUUUUGUAUUGCUAAACAUUUUUUUUUUUUAAAUACUAUAAAAAUAAAAUAAACUUAAUUUAUACACGAGCCGUAGAGCAGUAGGACAACGGGCUAAUUCGCUUCCAGUUAUAGUCUCCCGCCGUCUCGCACUUUAUUCGAAUUUUCUGGAUUCUGGGGUGUCGAUAAAUACGUGUAGUUUUUAAUUCGAAUUGUUGAGAUUUUCUCGUGGGAUCCAAAGUUCAGUUCGAUUUAUGGAGUUUUCGGAUUAUCUAGAGUCUACUGCGAUAUUAUUAUGUAUUAUUUUGUCUCAGGUAAAAAUCCACGGGAUGUUACGAUUAUAUACGUAAUAUAAAAGGCGACGCGUCGGCCAGACGAGUUUUCCGGCGGCGAUAAAAUUCGAAUUAAACAUCGUGCGAGCGGUAGGUACGAGAGGGUUCGAAAAAAAUAUUUAAAAAAUAAUAAUAAUAAUAAUGAAAUAUUAUAUAUAAUAUAUACGUAUAUAAUAUUGUAAAAAGUAUUUCUCUCCGCAGCGCGCGCGAUGUUAUUCCAUUCAUGACUUCCCACGGAGCCUCGGGGUCGUUUCCAUUCAUGUUCCCGGUGUGCUACAGCGCACAACAAACGCACGCGUGAUUUUUUUUUUAUUUUUAUCAUUAUUAUUAUUAUUAUUAUUAUUAUACGAGAACGCGUGGGCGCCCGCGCGUUUUACCCAUACGACUAUAUAUGUACGUUCGCCGGUCGCGCAUACCGUUCCUUAAUAAUAAUAAUAAUAAUAAUAUUUAACAUUUUUUUUUAUUUAAAAAUAAUAACGAAACGGAAAAAAUCUCAUAAAUUCAUGUCCGGUAAUAUAAUAAUGUAUACGAGUAUAACGUACCUAGACGUUUUAAACGAAUCGUCUGUCGUGCCGUGCUGCCGCUGCGGCAACAGCAGCGACGUGUGAUGACGUGAAUUUUUUUUUUUUCUGCGGGAUCCGUGGCGCAGAGAAAUGAAGAUAAAAAAAAAAACCGUACACAACAAACAACAGAACACUCUCUUUCGCAGUGUUUUUAAUUUUUUUUUUUAUAUAUGUAAUCAAUCCUCGCGAGAAAUACGUUCGCCCAUAAUGUUGUUAUUGAACAGUAUCAUUAUUGUUUUUUUGUUUAUAAUUUUUAUUUGUAUGUUAUAACCGAUAACGGUACUGUCGCAGACGACUGUGAAGUUUAUAUUAGUUUUAUUAUAUAUUAUAUACGUGCCAUGCGUGUAGAGCGGAAACGAGCAGUACGGAUGAUAAGGAUUUGGAGUAAUUUAGUACCUCGUUUAGUACCCAUAUUACAUUGUACCUCAAAAGGUUAAAUUGUUCAAAUUGUUAACCCAAUGUGUAAGACGACGAUUAUGACCGGAAUUCGAUUAACUGGUUAUAAGUUUAGAUUAAUAUAUUAACCCGACCUUAUAUAUGUAACUAACUAACUAUAUCUGUGUGUACACUGUUGUGUUACAUGCACGUAUACGUACAUACAGAUAACUAUUAUGACGUAAAAAUCCGCUUAUAAUGGAUUUUUGAAAAUUCAACCCUUAAGGGGGUAAAUUAGGGUCUUAGUAUUUUCGGUACGAAUAUCUAAUUGCUUAUUUAUUUAUUUUUGUUUAUUUGUGAAUUACCUCGGUAACAUGGAUAACAAUUUGGUUGUCACGGACAAGAAAACAAUUAUUAAUAUUACAUGAUUAUCUGGCAAUAAUAAAAAAAGCAUUGCCGGAUCGGCUUGUAAUCUAUAAAAUCGAAAUAAAUUGUGUGAUGUUUUAAGUCACACAGUUCAAACCGAUGUGGUAUACUUAAAUUUCCAAUUUUAGCACCAAAAUUCGACGGUCCCUUUUCUCCGCCUCGUUGCAUCGUCUGUACAUUAGGUCCUUGCGGUCCGCAAUUAUGUGAAGUGCCCGAUAUCACUACAGAUUACGUCCACGCCUACACAAUAUUAUAUUUCGUCAUCUGCGGAUACCCCUUCUCAAUAAAUUUCUAUUUGAUAGUCUUGUUCUAAAUUAACGUUCACCGCCUAUAGUUCGUAUGAUGGGAGACGAUGAUACCCUGUAUAUAAUUCUACAACUAUUCUAGUUUGGGAAGCUCCUGUAGCCGUGACAGAAUAGUUCUCCCUGCUAUAUUAUUGUGUUGCGGUAAUGAUGUUAUGGUUAGGUAUAAUAGUAAUAAAUAAUAAUACAAGCGUUUGGCUCGAGAAUAAAUUAUUAUUAUAUUAACUGUACGGUGACAUUUAAAAAAAAAAUAAUAAUAAUAACCGCACGGACACAUUGCCGGAAGUGUUAAUAACACAAAUAAUACGAUCAACUGUUAUUAUUAUGUGUGUAUUAACGCACCAGAGAUUCCGUCCCGCGGUGCACACGGACUGCAGUGAUUAUAAUUUAUGAUAUAUAUAUGAGUAUUCUAGGUAUACGGUCAUACGUAUACAUCGUGAGUAUAAUAUAAUUUCAGGAGUCGUAUAUUAUAAUCGUUAAGUGAGUAGUGAAAAGAUAAUAAUUUAGUUUAACUGACACUGCGCGCGACUUAUUAUUUUGUCCUUUUUGUCAAAAAGCAUGGUUAAAAGUCCUGCGCCGUAGAGUGGUCUGAUUUCGAUUAUUAUUAUUAUUUUUUAUUUUGUCUUCACCUUUUACAGUAUGAAUUGUACUUGGAUAUUGAACAUUUUAUUUCCGAACUUAAUAGAAUAACCAAUUUUUACCAUUUUUUAAAAUUUUUUUAUUAAUUAAUUUUUAAUUUUUUUUAGUGGUGUUUGGUUAUAAUGUGUACGAGGUUAUGUAUUAGGUCAGGCAUAUUGAAAAAUAUGACGUUAACGCGGUUUGUAGGAAGUUAUAAUUUUUUCAAAAAUAAAUAAUAAUAUUAAUAACAAUAAAUCAGACGUUUUUCUACGAGACAGGAGAGUUAACAAGGUUUAACAUGUUUGGAGCAAAAGCAUGCGCGGGCCCUUUUCAUACAAACAUUAGAACAGAUUGAAUUUUUUUCUAAAAAUUGUUAAGACCUUUUUAAUUCUAAAUGUUAUAAUUUAUAACAAACCGCGAGCAAGACCCUUAUAGAAUUCACUAUACUUUUACAGUAUGUAUAAUAUAUACUUAUAUAAUAUAUUCUAGAAGCUAGAAAUGCUUUAAGCUUAAAAGCUUUAAUGCAAUUUUAUUUUUCAUGUAAUUGCAGCACAUUUCGUGUGGUUUGGCAUAGUACUAUUUAUGGGCAUAUUUGUAUAAUUUAUUAUUUAAAGGACAUUUGAAGAUCUAAAUACGUCAAAUACGUAGGGAGUGUGCAUUAUACAGGUGUAGAAACUGAACAGCGAGUACAAUCAAGAAGGCGAAGCAAGAAGCAUUUAACAUGAGGUAUUACCGUAAGAUGCUCAAGACUUUACGGUACGACAGGGUUUGACAAGUGAAACGAUUUUUCAGGGGAAUAGACAAUAAUUUGACAAAUUAUGAAAAAUAAACGGUAUAAUGUGAUAAAUCGUGAUAGAUUAUUGAAGCCGAUUAUUAAAAGUUAAUAAUAUAGAAGGCAACAUUGGAAGAGCAAGUUUCUUUUUUUACCGUAUAAACUUACGAGCCCUGCGAGUGGCUGCAGUUUUCCACUGCAUGACGGAUAUCAACGCAGUUCUAAAAUUAUUUUUUUUCUCUGUUCGCGAUUAAGUAGACGCAAUAACCUUCAUUCGUAUAAUAAUAUGUGAAAAGAGAGUGCCCGUUGAACCGGGCAACAAGCCAAAAUUAUGUGGCGCCACUCGGCGGAGACUUCAAUACAAAUAAUUAUAAUAAUAAUACAACAUAAUAGUACUAUUUGCCAUAUUUUUAACCGAAGACCGUAAGUGCUACGACGUUCGGCGUACUCGUUAUUCGUUUUUUCUUGUGCGUUUCAUCCAAAGAUAUAUCCUAUUGGUUCUGCGGAAGAAGUACUUAAUUUAAUUUUGGACGGCUAUCAAUACAAACAAGUUAAAUUUUAAAAAUCACUAAAUGAUAUAAUGGCAUAUUAACUGCUGAAUUGCCAAAUUGCUAAAUGGCCUAACCUAAAUGACUGUUCUAAAUGGCCCGGAAUGGCUUAUUAAUAAUGUACACAAUCAUAUACUAUUUAUAAAACAAAACAAAUUACAUAAGAAAAAUAUAUUUUUAAAAAAAGGCAAAAAUUUACUUAAGCAUUUUUUUUCCUAGGACCAAAUGUAUAUCAGCAUAUUAUAUACGUAUAUUUAUCUAAAACAACUAGGUAUAACCGGCUCUAAGAGUAAAUCUCAAGUUUGGGCAGCCAUUAUACACCUGAAAUAGACCAAAUCGUAUACAAUACGUUUGUAUACCCUUGGCCUUCCCUCGAAUCAAAACUUGCUGAUUCCCAUACUUUUGCAUAUUAGGAAUAAACGAUACAGAAAAAAACACCUGCCUCCGAUCGGGGUCUUAAGGAUUUUUUAUAUUUUAUGCAGUCGUCUUAUCGGCAAAAAAUAUCUGUAUCGAAACUAUAACAAUGUUAUACCGCAGAAAUUCGACGCCGCAUUAUUAUAAUAUUUUUUUAUAACAUUUUCAUAAUAAUUGUUGGGGGUUUUUUUUUUCAAGUAAAUAAUUUUUCUCAGAAAACAAAUAACUGCAAAUUGUGCGUUUAACACGCGUCAUUAUAUUGUUUUCGUAUAUCACGUUUGUUGCGUUUUUUUUCUUUUCUUUUUUUUUUUUAACCGCAUAAUAUAAUAUAUAUUAUAGUAAAAUAAUACUUUCGCGCGUUCGUAACUUUAUAAUAUUAUUAUUAAAAAUAUUAUUUCCAUUGUGUACACCAGUGCGUGUGUCGAACAAUUGUAAAUUGUAAUCUCUUCGUUUAAAAUAUUAUUAUCCGAUUAUAUAUUAUUAUUUACGAAUCGUGUUUCAACUUGAUUACACCGCAAUACAAUAUGAAGAUCAAACGUAAAUAGUAAACACAAUGUAUUAUAUGAGCAUAUAUUAUUAUGAUAUUAAAACAUUAUAAACGAUUCUGGUUCAUUCGAGGUUGGACGAAAAAAAAACGAAAGUCGAUAAAUUGCAUACAAUAUCCACCCGACGCACAUGCAACGAGUAAUAUAAAUAUAUUAUUUAUACUCGUAUAGAUACCUAACUCCAUAGGAAAUAAAAAAAAAUGUAUUAACGACAUUGUAUUACUUAAUAAUUUGAGUAAGUGUAAAAAAAUAAACAUAAAAUGUAAAUAGAUAAUAUAUUAUGGAAGGAAAAAAAAAUUAUAAUAUUAUUAUUGUAUUGCUGUGUGCGUCGAGAGUGCAGUGCAUAAUAAGGAAAAUACAACUUUGUUAUUCACAAUGCAAUAAUACAUUCAUUAUUUUGCGCUUAUAAGCAUAAUAUAGAUACUGCAUUUUGCCCGUGAGUCAUAUUAGGUAUAAACGCAUGAUAACAAAUUAUAAUUUACGUAUAAAAUUAUCAUAUUUUGUCCUUGUUUACGUUUCUAAUCUUAUUUCUAUUUUUUAUUUUUUUUUGUCGUUGAUAAUCACUAAUAAAACGGAUAACAAAUACAGAUACUUGAGAUGCUUGGUCCGCCGAAGAAGUGCUUAGGUCAUUUUUUUUACGGUUUUGAAUAAGAACAAAUGAAAAUAUUUUGAAAACAUACGCAGUCACACACUUACAAAAUACGUUGAUUUUUAAUAUGCAUACACGUAUACCGCUUAAACCGAAAAUAAAAGGAAAAAAUGACAUAAGACAAAAUUAUAAAAACAAAAUUUAUAAUCAAUUUUACCCCUAUACUAGGGCAAAUUAUAUGUUAUGUUACAAGUUAUAUGGCGUGGGAUAUUGGUUUAAUUUGAAUAUACUUAAAAAACAAAUUUAAUAUUUUAAAAUAAAACAUUUUUACGAGUCAUGUGUUCAUCUGCAAAUUGGCGCGCCAUAGCCAAUGGCGUAUUUAUAGAGGGGACAUAAGGUGCCCUGCACCCUCCCCUCAUUGGCCGUAUCUAUAUAGUUAUAUAUUUUAAUAACUUUUAUAAUAACUACAGAUGAAUAUAACCUUACGUAAUAUACGAGUAUAGUUUUAUAAUUUAUACACGAUCGUCAAGAUCUAAGAGUAUAACUGAUAAAGUAUUAAGAAAACCAUUUUUUUUUUUUCGUAACAAAACUUUGUUGGAACAAAAUGUCUUGUGGGACAAAAUGUAACGUUUCGCUGUCGCCAUUUUGACAAUAAUGUAAUAUUAUUCGAGAUAAGAAAAUAUAAUAUUGUAAUAGGUAAUAAAAAUAAUAAAAUAAUUUUUUAAAAUGUUUAACCAUAUUACAGUAAUAGGUACAGUGUAACGAAAUUAUUUUAAAAAAUUGAACAUAAAUAAAUAUAAAAAACAGCAUGUACCUGUUGUUAAAGAAAGUGUACAUUUUUACAUUGUCGAUUAUUUAUUUUUUGUUUUAAUUUAUUUUCAUGAUAAAUUAUUUGGGUAUUUUUGUGCCCUCCUCCCCAUUAUUCAUUUCUAAAUACGCCUCUGGCCAUGACAGUUGUUCAAUUUCAUGGGGUUGAGCACAAAAUACAUAUAUGCCGAAUUAUUAAUAAAACGAGAUGGCUAGUUACAACUAAAUCCUUGUUGACCGCCGUUGUUAAAAUCAACUCAUCAAAACAUUUUAAAUUACAAUACCGACUUAAAUUUGUCAUUAAGUCUAAAUAGCAUAAUAGUUAAAUAAAAAAAAAAAAACACAUUUUUAUUUUUCUGCGGUAAAAUUAAUCUUAUGAUAAUGUAUAAUCGCGAUUUCACUAUUCUGAUGAUAACAACAAAACAUAACAAAUUUUAAUAUUUAUUUACGAAUCUAACGAUUUGUGUAUUAGAAUCCUAUGGAAAUAAUCUACAAAAAUAGUUUACGCCCACUGUUAGUACGUCUUGCUCCGCGUUUUAAAACUAUACGGGCUAAAUUUCUCAAAUCCAUUAUCUUAUAAAUCAUACCCCUGAGAGAAUAUUGGCAAAACUCAAAAAAUACGAUUAUCGAAUUGUUACUAUCAAACUAUGUACAAUGUCAUCCUUUAUAGUAUUCGGUAUACUUGAAUUUUUCCAUUUACUUAAUAUUAAAGACUGUACGAAUUCACAUUUCUAUCAUUGCAAAUAUAUAUUAUAGUGUGCAGAUUCUAAGCAAACAUAACUCUCUACCUUCAACUCAAGCUUUGCUUAAAGAGGGUGGAUAAACCAAAUUGUUUUCAGAAUACUCGUGUACUUGUAUUUUAAGAAAUGGUUACAUCAAAAAUGAAAAAAAAAAAAUGCCUGUACGUCUUCUUAAAAUAAAUAAUUACAGGCUCCGGCUUGAAUAUUGACACUUCCGAUAUGCGACUUUAUUUUCUGACCCGAUGACCGAUGUUGAUACACUAUAAUUUUUUUCUGGCCAGAGAAAAGUCACGCUAACGUCUCUAAAGUUACAGUUUCACACGAUGGGAAAAAUUACAGCGAGUACGUUAUGAAGUGGUAUUGCGAAACGUUUUGCGAAAGUCGAUUUCCCGGCGUUUUCAUAUUUUCAUUUGCGUCGCCAUUCUUUCAGGGGUGCGCAUAAACGCAUAAUGUACACAAUGUACGAACAUUUCCCUCCCCCCCCCCCCGAUUAUUUUCGUAAAAUAUAAACCGUAACGCGAGAAAUCGGCCGUUUGUCUUCCGUCGCCGGCCCGUGUUUUUCGUUCGCGCACCCGCAAUAACACGCGUAGGUACGGGCAUACGGGUACGCGCGUUAUUCAAAUCCACCGCGAACAUUCCUCCCGGUCAGAUACAAAUCGGUAUUCUCUCGGCCGGCCGGGUCUCUUCUUUCACACAGAGCGUCUGUCCGUUCGUCCGCGCGCGCGCGCACACCUAUCCGCGCGGACGUAUAUACGUGUAUAAUGCACGGCGGGUACCCCUUAUACAUUUUUUUUUUUUUUUUUUUUUUUUUUCCCCGUUCGGACGUAUUAUUAUAAUAUUAUGCGCGCGUAUAAACUUGUGUAUUAUGUAUGGUAUGCACAGUCGGAACAUAAAUAAGCGUGUGCGAUGUCGUUUAAUUUUAUCGCGGGCCGCACAAACGAAUGACGACCGUGUGUACACAACAAUAUAAUAUAUUAUUAUCGGGUUUUUUUUUUUUAUUUUUUUUGUUCGAAUUCUCCCCUAAAUUACAGACACCGUCGCACUAUAUCGUGUCCGCUGUAUCCUUUACUGCAAAUAUUGUAAAUCCGAUAAAAUUUGUUCGGACGUUUUAAAAACAUAUUAUGAUUUCCCCUCGAAAUUGAACACCCUAUACGCUCCCCUAGAGUUGCCCAAUUACACAGCAUUCACGUUUCCACUCCUGUACAAAUGCCGAAAUCUGAGAUCGACACCUCUUUUCGACCCCCCACUUAGUCGAAUUCCAUAAUCGAUCAAAUACAUGUUAAAUUAUUUAUUUACACGAAGUUUCGGAUCACAGACUUUGACGUACCCCGUUUUACCCUGAAAGGGUUGCACCGCGAAAAACUCUUUCUUAUUAUUAGUAGUGCAUAAGCCUGCAUUGUAUAAGAAAUCUCUGUGCAAAAUGUCGAGUUAUUCUCCAGUUAAUGUCGGAUAUUUUGGAUGUAUUUUUUCCCCUAAUAUGUAUAGAACCUAGCAAACAACGGCCGAAAUAUUCAUCAAAUUAUUCGACGGUGAUAAUAUGCAUAAGUACACAAAAUACAAAAACACGUCAAAAAGUGGUUCGUGUACGGUACUUUUUAAUAUAGCGUAAUACACGAUAAGCGCACAAGAAUUGUGUCGGUCCAUUGAUAGAAGGGAUUAGAGGUUUAACGUUAACCAUUCAUAGACGAUAUUGAUAAACAAUAGGUAAAUACAAUAUUUUAAAAAGAAAAAGACAUAUUGUUUAUACAUUUUAAACGUCAAUGUCUACACAAAAUAAUAUUUUAUUUUAAAUCGAAUAACUUUUUCGAUGUGUCUACCAGCCUGUCUGGAAUUAACUAACGACUGCGCGACGUCCGCGAACAGUUUAACGGGCGACGACAUUCGCCGCGGUAUUUUUACAGACCGGACGUCUCGGAGCUAUACAUCAGGGGUAUGGGAGUCGGGAAAGAAAUGAAAACACCGUGCAGUUUACGUUAUUUUUUAAUUUUUAGGACGUGAAAUUAUUUUUCUGUAAAGACAUUAUUGGUUUGUUUUUUCCCGUUCAAGAUAAUAUUAAAAUUAAAUAAUAUUAAUAUUAAAAAACAAAAAAAAAAAACCUAUCUCUUACAGACAACACUAUAUUUUAUAGGGGUCAGCACCGUGUCAAUGUAGGGGAUUACCGACUUUUGCAGGAGUUGACCGUCCCCCGAAACGAAUAUCGCGUCGUCCCACCCUUUUCGCGGGUCCGAUUUACAUUCCGGCCGGCGCGGGGGCGUACUGCACGCGAAUAUGGGAUGUUUCGUGGGACGGGCACCGCCGCCACCGCGCCGCCGAUUUAUUGAAGACGAGUGCGCGCGCGCGUUCGCCCGGUCCGAUACGAAUCGCCGCGGCGGCUGCUCACGAACGCCGCGAAUGCGACGACGACGACGACGACUUCCGUGACGACAAUAAUACCACCACUGUAUAUUUGCUCGCGCGAUCCUAUCCUAUAAAUUACACCAGUGUUUCCCGAACGGGAGGGGAGGGGGGAGAAGCGAACAAAUUGCUGGGGAGGCGCAAUAAGCGGUCAUCACGAAGUAAAAUUCGUAUUUAUUAAACUAUUUGUGUUAAGACAACGCGUAGGGAAAAAAUAAAAAAUAAUAAAUAAUGGCCGGUUAUUGGAGGGCACCUGUAUCGAUAGAGAUUACGACCAAGGCCGUAUUGUUACUCUUUCACGCCGACACUGUACUGAACGUAUUGACCCGAAACUUUGCGUAGACGGUGUCAUUCCGGCGCCCCUGAAUAAAUAUUUAGUAUGGUCAAAUAUCGGGGGGGGGGACGAUAAUUUCACAUACGUUUAAAUUUUUUUUGGCUCGAAAAUGUUACUCUUGAAAUUUGGAGCGAGAUUUAAGGGGGGAAACGAAAAUCGAAAAACUUCAGAAUAAUGAAAUCGUAGUUAACGCGGUGAAAUAAUCCGCUUUUCUUUUUCGUUUUGUUCCCGACGUUUCUCAAUUAUUAUGAAAACCGCUUAGGAAAUCAAAAAAUUACUUUUUAGGCAUCGGCUAGGUCCAAAAUACAACGAAAAUAGUUUCAAGUAAUUUUUUAACCGCAGCGAAAUUCCCAAACGUUUCUAACGGAUUAAAAAAUCACAAGCAUCACAAGGAAAAUAUUAUUGUGGUAAUAAGUUAUAGUCCGUACAAAAACGGCAGUACGCCCCUUCCCCCAAUAAAUGGGUAUCGGACAGUAGAUUGUUGUGGACAAAUCUCAUCGGCGUGAUCAUUAAAAAAUCAAAAAUAAUAUUCAAACAAAUCGGAUUUUAUGACAUUUAUAGAUGUAUUAAAUUAAUGUUAUAAUCUAUAUUAUAAUAUACUCGACGUACGAGUGGCAUAUGUCAAAAAUACAUUUUCUUUUUUUUAACUAAUUGAAAAUUGAAAAUAAUUAAUAUAUUCCAAAAGAACUAACCUAAAAUCUAUAAUUAUUGUAAUAAGUUUUUUUUUAUUUGACAUCGAUCUCGAUUCUUGCACCAAACCACAGAAUAAUACUAUUAAUAUUUUACGCACAUAUAACGUGCACCCAUCUACAAUAUUAUAAAAAACAAACGGACAUGCUUCGCACGUUGGAUGGGCCACUGUCAUUGGUGAGAUUUGAGAAGACAGAGGAAAAAUUUAAUGUAUAUCUAUACGAAAUUUUGCUAACGAAAAACGAUUCUGAACGGAGUUUGGUUGUACAUGCUUUGAAAAGGCCGCAACAUUGACGAUUUGAACAUGCAUCCCGUACAUUUUCCCGUUUUCCCCAGGUUUUUCUCGUUUAUUAUGAAAACACCCCUAAAGUACCGCCCCGGUCAAAUUUCCUUUCGGGAAAAGCGCUACGCUUGAAAACCGGAACGAAAUUUCCGGUAGAAAAAAAAUCGUUUAAAGAAAAAAACAGAAAAAAUUGGGAAAAACCGAACAUCGUUGUGAAACCAAUACGUUUCCCCCGGUCCGCUCGGAAUCAAAUACCGUCCGCCCGGCCUGUACGGGAGUUUGUCCGAACGAUUCCGGAAACGGUCGAUCGGCCGCGCGCAUCGUUCGCCGCUGUCCGCCGCCGCCGCCUUCGCCCCCGUAACACCGCGCGACGCAUUCGCGGCCACCGGCGGCGGCGGCGGCGGCGAACGACCGGAUGUGCGAGGCGAGAGAUACGACCACCGGCACGACGGCGGUGUAAACGCCUACCGCGCGUCGUAUAUUAUGUAUAUAUUUAUUAUUAUUAUUAUUAUUAUUAUUAUUAUUAUUGUUGUUGUAUAAUAUAUAAUAAUACCGGCGGUGUUGUCCACCUGUGUGCGUGUAGCAUCACGGACGCGCGCACCGUGCGUAUAAUACAAUAAUUUAACGUGUAUGCCCGUCUGCGCGGCUGCGGCGGCGGCGGCGGCGAUCCAAUUAAACCGUGUUCACGGCGAUUACGACGUGCGCACUCUCACACCCGGAGACCGCGGCGUGAAAUCGUUUGUCACGCGCCGCACAAUGCCCACUCCGCAGCCGCCGCCGCCGCCCGCACGACGAGCGCGUCAUGACCCCGUCGCCGCGGCCGUCCGUGCGGGUAGGCGAGCCGAAACGGACUGCGUUUUACUGCCGCAGUUACACGCCCCGGACGGCGCGCGGCCGAACGACCGUUACGCGCACGUCGUUUUUUUGCCGCCUGUAAAACGGCGGACCGUGCGUCGUUGCAUUUUCGUUUGGCGACCGGGCACCGGUGUGGCGCGUGUACAGUGGACCGGCCGACGUCGCGAUGUUCCCGAUAUUCCGACAUUCGAGAAUAUCGGCCGACAGGCGCGCACCCGCUGUAUUUUCGGGGGGUAGGCGCGCACGCGGAAUCGAUCGUCCCCUACCAAUAAUUGGCCGAGGAGAAAAAAAAAUAAAUCAAAACGUUUUUGGCGGAAAACCAGAGUGUAUCGUCCGAUUGUUUUGGCGUCGUCCAACAUUUACGCACGGCUAGAAAAACUGUUCUGCAUUUUCUCGGACGGUUCGGACUCGUCAUACUCGCACUCGCGCUUAUCCGCUACGCCGACACGUAGACGCCCCCGCAGCCGUUAGUCGGGAUGAAAUCGCGAGCGAAUUACAAUAUCAACGUCGACAAUUCGUCGCUGUUGUCUACAGCGUUCGAUUGGCAAGUAUACGCGGUAUGUUGCCGUUUGAACGGAAGAACGCGACGUUUCGGACGGACAAAAGCUCGAGGCGCUAAAACGCACCGUAUAGCGGGCGAUUUUUACCGCUCGUCCGAUUUUAAAAAAAAAAACACGCGUUCGAAUACGCUUUGUACUUCUCGCCUGGGGUUUCGCGGGAGACGCGCGUUCGGUUUCCCGUUCGCCGUACCCGAGUCCGGAGUACGCGACGGUGGGCUUUCCCGCGCUGUUUUCCCGAAACGAAUUCGUACUGCGAACAGCUCGUUCUCUCGCCCGUCCGCGCAACGUCACGGAUCAGCGCGUACCGACAGUCGACACGCGUCCGCCCCGCGCGGUUUUCACAAUGUUCGCGCGGCCACUCGCCGCCGCCGCCGCCGCCGCUGUUCCCGGCCCGAUCGGGAACGUAUCGUACGACACCACGCCCCUGCGAAUCCGUUCCUACGCGGCCCGCCGACGCCGCGCGGCGUUCGUCGUAACACCGCGUUACGUAUUGUUGUACGCGUGUACGUACGGCGUGCGAUAAUGUGUCGGUGUACCGCGGCAAUAAAAAUAUUACGCGCGCGCGUGUGCGCGCCUCUGUACCCGCGGUGGAAUGUGUUAAUCGCGGCGAUAUUAUUUAGGUGUCGGCGGCGGCGACGGGCGAAGAGGUCGGACGCUCGGGGUCGGCGCGACCGCCGCGGGUAUUUAUAAUAAUAUUAUAAACGCGUUUCGGCCGCGGCGUGCAUUCUUUCUCAUUGUCGUUUACGUGCGCGUACAUGCGUAUUAAUGUUAUUGUGCUCGUGCGGGCCACGAAACACGUACCGAACGCGGUACACGCGGUACACGAUAUUUAUUGUAUUGCGCCCGUCGGCCGCGUAUUACGAACACGCGCGGAUAACGUAAUGUAAUGACGGGGGUGGUGUACGGCCGUCCGGCACACAAUCCCGGAGACCGGCGUGUUCGUACUCUCGUAUUAUUAUUGUUGUUGUUGAUGUUGUUGUUGUUGUUGUUGUUGUUGUUGCUGUUAUGCCGCGGCAUUCCGAUCGCUCCGAAAUAUCGUACGCCGCGGGCGACCUUUGUGCGGAGUAUUUGUCAAUGGCGGCGACCGGACCUCGUGUGCGUUGCCGAGUGAGUCUGUUCGUCGCCGUCCCCGCGGCGCGCGUUUUUUUUUGUUCGGUUGCUCUCGGUUCCCGUAACGCCCGCGGUACGCCGACGACCGUCUUCCGCCUCCGCCGGACGGGCGUCGGUCGUUUCCGCCAAAAAAACUUGAUUUUUGUUUCCGCCAAAUCAAUUUCUACCUAGCCGUCUAGAUUAUUAUAGCUCGAGUCACCCGGCGGCCGGCACAUUGCAGUCACACUUGCUCACAGCUAGCUAUCUGAGCCCGACACGCACACGCUGUCUACACAUGACGCGAGAUUGAUUAUAUUACAUUUAUAUUAGCUAGGAAUUACUACGCGUAAAACGACCUAUCUCUAAUCUAUCACCGUAUCAAUAUCGAACGGUUUAUCCCGAAUCUCGACACGCGUCGAUGAUUGACAACACACUGUAUUUAGACUAGGGGUCGUCAUAUCUCAUCUCAAUAACAUUAGUAGAUUUGAUGACCGCGCCGCCGGACGUUGCGUUAUUGGGGCGCAACACGAUUGCGCACUUUAUACCCUUUUGUAUUUGAGAAAAUACAACACGAUUGCGCGCUAAAAUAUUCGUAUAUUCUUUUUUAAUACAAGAACUCACAAUUUGUGUGGCUACGAUAUUUUCUGGAGUCACGUCGUGUUUGGGCUCGUUUAACAUAUUCGACACUUUGGUCACAUCCCUGUUAACGAGUAAGCCGACAGAACAACUUUUGUUUGUACAGCGAUACCGAAUAUUACUACCACAGUAUUUCAGAACUGUAAAUUCACUAUAUUUAUACCCACUAACUAAAAUACAUGGCUUACCAUUUUCUGUUUCGAAUUUUUGUCCUGUUGGUGUCUCCAUUUUUCAAAACCAAAUUAAAAAAAAAAAAAAAUAACGGAAAUAUUGGUACAUGUGCACAACUUUCAUUCACGUUGUGAUACAAUUGCCACAAUACAUUAUCACGUUAAUGAACUUUAAUUUAAAACUAUCUACAAAAACCGGUCACAUUAAAAAUAAAACGGCAAUACGUCGGAAAACACGGUCAUCAGUUAUCAACGGUAAAAUAUUAUUUAGGUCUAGCUGAGCUUGUGGUAGAUACCUAUACUGUUCUGCGUGUGAAUUUCUAAAAACUAUAAUAAUUUGAACCGAUAUUUUUUUCGUUAUUUGUUUUUUCAAAUGUCGUUCGACGGAAACCAGGUUAGAAAACUGUCCUCGCUCGUCCGCGUCGGAUGAAAGUUUGAGACGACGGGCCGCGGACGUAUGGAUAAAAAAAAUGGCGAUCAGAUAUUGUGUUAUAAUAUUCAAAUACGUCUCAGCCUCUAUUAUUUUAUAUUGUUAUGUAAAAGGCCGGAUCCGCAAGUCUGCAGUGAUGUGUCUGGACUUCCGCACACUCGUAUUAUACACGUUUAUCUCUUACGCUUAGAACGUAAAUUGCGCAAUUCAGUUUACGGGAUUAACGCGAUAUCGACGGUAUCGUUACAUUCGAUUUUGUUGUGAUUCGGUUAAAAAUAAUCGUAGAGACCCGAAAUGUUCACGGAAUACUUAAAUUAGCCUUUUCUAGACGCGGUGAAAUUUUGCUAUGUCUCGCGCGUUAGUAAUACGAUUGUAAAAAAUCAUAUCCGGAUGAAUUGUAGAUGUUGCGUUAUCAUUGGACUAAUUAAAUCUUGUCAUUAUUUUAUCGUUUGACCUCGUUUCCAUUUCAUUAUACCUUAUAAAAGGCCGAAUCCGUCAGUCUGUAACAAUUUUUUUUUCGUAUACUUAGAACUUAAAAUCUGUCCGUAUCAUCUAUUAAAAUAAACGAAUUAAAUAAACCGAGAAUGUGCCUUCGAGGAGAAUUUAAACUUUCAACUCUGGCCCCUACAGUUUGUAUGCUGAAAUAGAAGGCGGGAAAUUCGAUUCUGUGUAUAUUGUACGGAGUUCAUUAUUGUAUUGGAUAAUAUUAUUUUUUAUUAGAUUAAAUCUGUCGGACGUUUAAAAUAUCAAGAUCGGCCGUCAAUACAGUAUUCGUCUGUAGGAUCCUCUGCUAAUUUCUGACGUCACUUACAACGUACGUACGUUAUAAUUACGUAUUAAAUAAUGUGUUGGCCGGACAUCUAGUCACGUUUCGGACGUGUCUCCACAGCAGCUGUUCGGCCAGUUUACCGGCGCGAACGGAUGGACAGGCGGAAAUUUCGCAAUCGGAUAUCACAUCGAACACAAUAAUGUUGUGGUUGUAAAAAUAUUCUACGCGCGACUGACCGGGGAAGGGGAGGGGGGGAGGGGAAACAUUCUCUCCGUUCCGGCUCAUCGUCGUCGGUAUUGUAAGAUCGAUAUAAUACGUGUAUAAUAUAAAUAUUAUGAUAUUUGACACGCGCGAUGGUUGCAAGGUUCCUUCACAUUUCGGUCCCGUCCGUCAGCGACGGCGACCCGCGAUGAAUGAAUUAGCGAGUUCGGGCGGUGAUUCUUUUUCCCGUUUUAAUCGUGGCCGCGCAACAAAUUGGAAUUUACGAUAACUUUUAUCCCCGUCCGUAAUAAAGCUGACAUCCGUCUUAACACGUAUCCCAACACACACCGUACAUAUCGUCACGUGUUAUUGACUGAUAUGUUAUGAUAAUAUCGAUGGUGUUUUCGUAGAAGAGCGUAUACGUACCACUAGAAAUCGAAAAACACGUUUUUGGUAUAUAAAAAAAAAAAAAAAAAAAAGGAAAGAAAAAUGAUAACAAUUAAGAGCGUAAAGUGGUAAUAGGGCGCAUUUAAAUAUAGAAAAUUAAGUCGGUGAUGUCGACUAAAACAUAUCCAGACGCCCUUUUAAAAUAUAUUUAAACCAACACUGAUUUGUUAAAAGGGCUUAGAUCAUGUCCAAUGCAUGUAUACUUUGUGUACGAGUAAUUUUAUUGUUUUUCAUGAUGAACAUUAUUAAAAACGGUUUUGCUUUUCUUUUUACAUAACAGUGUUUUUUGCAUUCUGGAAAAAAAGUGAAAUUCGGUUGACGCCUUCUUAACAAAACACCGUCAUUAUCAUAAAUCUCGUCUUGAACUUAUAGUAUCGAUCUAAUUGAUAGAAGGUAAAUCUAUAUCUGCAACAAUACGUGUCUCAAAACUUGAUAGAAUGGAAAAUAUUAUAGUAUUAUCGAUAUUGAUCAAACCAUAUUAGCGUAUCCGUAGCUGUUUUGUUCUGUGUUUUAUAGGCCAGUAAUGGUUAUACCUUCUUUGUAAAUCGCGAAAUGAUGGUAGCAACAUAACAUCUCAACCAAUAACGCGUGACAAUAGAGUUGAGAUGAGUAUCGUUUUACACAAAUAUAACGAUGCCUCGAUAAUAUUUUUGACAAAAAUUCGUGAAUAGAGAAUGAAUUCGAAAAGAAAACAUGGAAGCCCACGAAAUCGGUAUCAUAUACAGGGGAGGCGGAGAGUUAGGAGUUUAGACCUUACCCCGGAAUUUGAAAAACGCAUUAUAAAAUACAUCACUAUAUAGUUCUUACUAUUCUAAUAAUACUCCACUCAGAAUCGUUUUUCGUUAGCUAUAGUUUAUUUUUGCGUGCAGAUGAAAUUAACCAUCCUCUCUUUCGAAUUUCCCUCCUAAAACAACGGUACUGCACUCAACGGCAGACGAUACUGUCUUUUUUUGGUUUUUUUUUUUUUUAUAUAUACCUAUUCGAAUACAGCCGAGCAGAAAAAAAAUUAUUUUAUAACCGCGUAAUUUGUAUUCCGAAGCCGUCCGCGAGCGGAUAAUAUUUCAUAUUUUCAAGUUUCCGCGGAGAUUACCGUGCGCAAAAACUCAAAAAUCGUUUAAACGCGUAUAUAUACACAAUAUUAUUAUUAUUAGGUACGUAUAACUAUAUUUACGAAAUAUUUUAAUAAUCUUCCGUUGGAUGGUUAGAAAAAAAAAAAAAACAUUUCAGCCGAGCACGUCCUAUUUAUGUCUAUUCGGGGGGGGGGGGGGGCACACGCAUAUUUUUUAACGACAUUUUUUAUUAUAUUAUAUAGGCAAAACGUACGUCGUCGAAUCUAUAGGAUUUUCGUAUAAAUUUUAAACGGCGUAUGUUAUAAUAUUUACAACGCUCAUUUAGUCAACACCUAUAAACACGUCGUCGUUUAACGAUCGCGGCGUAAUGCGUUUAAGUGCGUAUAUUUCGAGAACAGUCGUCGAGAUUUUUUUUUUUUUUUAUGGGCGCCGCCGUUAAAAUACAUAAUAUAAUAUUUUCACCGAUCUCGGGAGUAUUUUUUCAAAUUAAUUUUUUUUUUCGUUCGAUAUCGUCAACCUAAUUCCUAUAAAAAAAUUUUAACACCAAAAAAAGAAUUUUGAAUUUACGAUAUUUACAAUUAACGUAAAUGAUAACGCAAAUCGAUUAAUAUCAUGUUGACCUAAAACAAAAAAAAUGUAUUAAUCCGCGAAAGUGCUGAUAAAAAUACUAUAAAAAAAUUCAACGCAUUGGAGAAAACGUCUUAUCUCAAUAUGUGGUAAUUUUGUUGCUAGGACUUUUGCGACCAAUAUGUUUUUUGAUUCUUCUGAACAGUUCUCGAUUGAAGUUUGAACAACUAUUGAGAAUUUUUUUCGGCCCGAGCGGUAUGUAUUAAAACGCGACACGACGUGGUUUUUCAUCGAGCAAAUGAUUUUUGGUGUACUCUUACAGGACACCGACAUCGUUGAUGAAGCUGCCAUAAAACCCCUUAGAACCAUCAGUCCGGUUUAUACCGUACACGGGCCGAACUCGUAUAGGGUCUGUAAAUACGCUCACGGCGCGGCGGCGGGGUACGACAUCACCGCGUCACCGCGCGAAACGAAAACAAAUCGACCGCUUGCGUUUCACAUUAUCAUCAUAUUAUAGAUAUCCAUACCUGCCUGCCUAGGUACCUACAGCUACCGCGCGCUAUACAUAAUAUUAUAACCGAGUCGUAAAUUAUACCGGGUGCCGCCGAGAAUGGAAAUAAAAAAAUAAUAAUAAUAAUAAUAAAAAAAAAAAUCGAAAAAAAUAAUAAUAACGCACGCGUUAGACGGCUCGCAGACACAAUGGGCAGCAGAAACGAAUACGAACCGGCGACGACGCGACGGGCUAAUAAUAUUAUUAUUAUAAUGGAUAUUAUAAAGUACCUAUGCGAGCGAGUAUGUGACGUGCGGCGUCUCUAUAGUCGUAUACUAUAGAGGUAUUAUAGUUAUCGGUAAAAAUGCGAUAGGCGUGUAACGACCGAGACUGGAUGGUAAAAAGAGCGAAUAAACCGUUUGAAUCCGACGUCUUUUUGUCUAUCGCGACCCUAUUGUCCGCGUGCGAUGCGUACGCCACCGUUCCAGUAUGUAUAAUAUAAUAAUUAUUACACAAUAGUGUAUAGUAUACGCGAACGCCGAAUAACGCAUCGUAUAAUACGUAUUAAUAAUAAUGUGUGCAUCAGGCGCUCGGCGGGGCGAUUUCAACAAUUUGUUCACUUCGAUUCGGUCCCACGAAAUUAUUGUGAGGCCACGUACACCGUAUAGUGAGAGAGACGAAAUAAAUACCGAUAUAACCGCAACCGCAUAAAUUAUCAAAAAAAAACGUUACGGGACGGACGUGUCAUCGCGGGCGAUGCGCAAUCCGCAGGUCGGAUAUUAUUUAGGAACGAAUGUAAAGGCCGUAUGCUGCUGAUGGGUGUACCAAAGAGAAAAGUUGUAAAGACGGAUGACGUAAUAAAUUUCCUGUGCGCACCGAUAAACCAUCGGUAACUAAAAACGUUUUACUGAGACGAGUAUUAAAUUAAUCGCAAUUUUAAUCCCCUUGUUGCCAAGAUAACCCAGAAAUCAACCAAAAUUACACAUCAAAUUGCCAAUUUUUUCCCAUUUGUUGAGGAAAAUACAAGGAAAAUUAACAAAAAGACCGACUAGACCAAAAAUAUUCCACAAAACAGUCCCUACAAACGUUUUGGUUUGAACUAGGUAAAAAAGUUGUUCACAGAUAACUACUCAAAAACGUAUCUUGAUAAAAUCAUUCUCGUUUCACUUAGAAUAUAAAUAUUAUUGAAGGCGAUGGUUUAUAUGUGAAUUAGAGAAAAGGUAGGCCAAAAAUGUGACUGUAGAGAUAAUGUCGCGUAGAGUAGACGAAGAAACGGUAAUUUAAAACUUGAAACGUUUAUAUAAAACUACGUAAAAUAUGAACUCGUGAUUUAUAAGCAUAAAAAUGAAUAAUUUCAUAGAAACGUUUUUUUUUUUUUAUACACUCACUUGUUUAAUAGUUUCUAAAUGAAGUUCAUUUUACUAUUUAUUUCUAUGAACCUACGUUGCCUCAGUGAUUUUAUUAACAAUUAUAUUUUUAUAUGGGCAUGCUCUGUAUACCCUUCCUAACCAACCUAAUAUAUUAUUUAAAUAAUCUCUAUAAGACGUCUCACAAUAGAAUUAGCCGUCACCUCUGUAUUUUAAACGAAAUUGCUUAAAUUAUUUUCCUAAAUUCUCUAUGUACAAAUUUGAAUGUAAAUUAAAAUCAACGACCCACUUAAAGUUCAAUCUAAUUAAAUUACGAACUCAGCUCGAUCAAAAUUUAUUCCAACAAAAUAUGAAAUUCAUGGGCCUUUCGUGCAUACACUUUAAACAUGAACGAAUCUAUUUGAACUCGUAUAUUCCUAGUUCUGCGAUGAUUGAUAUAAUAUGGAGAGGAAAUGUGAACUAUGAUCGAUCCUGCCCAUGGAUCGUGAUUAAGCAAAUAAUAAUUAAAAAGAGCUGAUACUAGAGAUGGGAGAGGCCACUGUUGUAUGUGAGAAAUUGGGAUGAUGGGAUACAUAAGGUUAUUUCAUUUAAUCUGCAAGCGAUAAACCAUUGCUUGACGAAAGACGAUUUCAAGAGUAGUUCAAUAAUACAUAAUUUGAAGUACCGUAAUUUUUUUUGUGAAAAAAGAGCCAGUUUUUGUGUCGUUCGUGUUUUUAUAAAAUAACGAAAUCGUAAAAUUGUACAUUUCCCUAUGUUUUUUGCCACUUUAAUGCUUUUAUUUAAAAAUUGGUACUGAACAACAAAAUAUGACUUACAAAAUAAACAGCAUUGUAAAACUAAUAGCUCCAUCGCUACACUCAGAAUCUGAAAUUUAAUGAAAGAAUUGUGGUUUAAGAAGUAUGGUUAAUUUGCUCGAAAUUCUCCUUCGAAUUAACGAAUGUACCUUAAUGCGUUGUUUUUAAUCGGAUUACUGCGAGACGUUCGAGGGACCGAUCAUUGACUUUGAAUAACCGAAAGUUUCGAAUUAUCGAGAAUCGACUAUCGACUAGAGCUAAUUUUUUUUAACACGCACGCCACUCUACGGAGAGAUCAUUGAUGUGCAACAGUGUGUUCGACAUCAAUGUUUCGCGGCUAUAUUAUACGAUGUGUAUUUAUAGUAUGGACCCAGAGGAAAAACGACUACCAGAACAGUGGUAUAUAGUGACGGUGUAAUAUUAUCAUAUUAUUAUGCGACGGCGGCAGCGGUGAUGACGGUCGGUCCUCGUCGGCGUGGGUCCGAGGCCGACCAAGACGACGGUCUUUUGUCGGCUCCCAGAGAUUUUCGGACACGAUUUCGGGUUGAUUGACGUUGAAUCCGAAACGAAAAAAUAAAAAAAAAAAAAAAUAAUGAAAACGAAAAAUAUAAAAUAACAAACCGGACGGGACGCGCGCGGGCGAACACGGAGGUACAACGUGUGUGCAUCAUGAUGGGGACUCUGGCCGACGGAACGAAUUAUCGUUAACGGAUCACCGAGCCGAGAGGUGUUAAUGUGCCGCGGCAAAGAAUCCAGUCGGGUUUCUUCUUUGGGUAUUUUUUAUUUUUUUCGACGUGACUCGAAAUAAAUUACCGGUGAUUUAAAGAAUAUAAUAAAAAAAAAAAAAAAAUGAAAAAAGACGCGCGACAUGGCGGGCGAUAGAAAAACUACGCGCACACGCAAACACACACACACACAUGCACACAAAUACGACACGCAACAAUAUAGUAUGUACAGAUAUUUUAUACAGGGUCGAUAAUUACGAAAACGACUUCGGUGGCCACGCACUCGAACGGUUAAUAUUCACCAAACACCACUCGGUAUACACACUGCAGCGUUUACACGCGCCAUAUCGUUUUAUACAUUAUAACAUGUAACAGCAGUGGUGGUGAACCGAUAUGAUUUUUCCGAUAUCCGAUAUUUGCGCUACCGAUAUCUAAAAUAAUAUUAUUUGAAACCGAAAACCACUAUAGCCGAUACUAUACAUUCUUCUUGUCCUUUCCCGAACUAAACGGUUCCUGUAUAAUAGCGCUGUAGGACCGGAGCUGUCAAUCCUUUCCUUAUUAUCCUGCUGAACGACGAUUCAUGUCCACGUCCACUGUAGGGAUUUCUUUUACCACAGCCUCUGUCCAUCCCAUACACAUGCACGACUUUUCUAUCACGUGAUUUCAGUUAUGAUCUAUUUUAAUAAUUUAAUCAAUUUCGCCUCUCGAUGGUGGCCAAACCAUUCCAAUCUCUUGGUUCUUAUUUGUAUGAUUAUUACGAUGUAUUCGGUUUUCAAUACAACAUGUACAGGUAAUUAUUUUUCCUUCUUUCAAACGUCCUUAGUCUAAUGUUUAGUACACUGGAUCAAAAAUUCUCCUCAAAAUCUUUCUUUCGAAUAUCGCAGCUCUUUUGCUAUCGCUUUUUGUCAUAGACCGUGUGUCGCACGUAUAAGUGACGGAUAAGUCUCAGAAAACUAAUACCUAAAGAGUAAUGUUUUCGACUUAUUUGACAACAGUUCAGCUUUUAAUUUUUAUCAUAACUUAUUCAUGCUGUGUAUGAUAUUGUGUCAAUUGAAAACCCGAAUUUUUUAAAGGCCUCUUUUCAUAUUCCAGAGACAUUAUCGGGUAAAAUAUAGAUUUUGAAUGUCGUUAUAACAACACGUGUCCGCCGGACUAUACACACAAAACGUUAUUGAUAAUUUAUACUGCACAUAUGUACGACUGCAGUUUAUCGUACGAGACGCACGUAAUUUUAUAUUAUUUCCGGUCGCAAAAUCAUUAGGUACUAUCGUAGGUAUGGGCACGUUAAAAAAAACACACACACGGUGUUGGCGCCGCCAACAAAAAUAAACGUCUCGCAAAGUGAUAAAAACACGCUAGAAUUUCGGACGCGACUGACUUAAGAAAAUAUAAUACGUGUAUACGAGUUUCUCAUGUAAACUGAAAAAACAAAAGGCACGUUUCGGUAAUAUUUUACAUUACAUAAUAUUACAUUACGACACUCGUGCGUCAAAUGACAAUGACUUAUUCGAUCACAAUAAUGUAAAAUAUGUUUUGCGCGCAUAAAACGUAAACUCGGCCACGAGAUCGGUUCGCCCGGGAAGCGUAUAGACAUUCCGGUACACGUUUCGGCACCUGGGAAGCAAUCCCUGCUUGAGAUUAGUCCAUUUCACCAAUCGUUUGUGUGCGGGAACAUUAUAUUAUGCGGUUACAGGAUAUCGGUACAUAGAUGGCGUCUCGACGCGUUAAAAUACCGUUUAUAAACCCGCUGUUGUCGGGUCCGAUACCGACGAUCGCCGAACAAGUUUGUCGCGUACGUCCCCUUGUUCUGUGGUUUUGCAUGACAAAUACAAAGUUAUUUUCGAUUUGAGCGAUCGAAGCAAUUUGACAUCAUUGUUAGCAACAACGCAGUAUGACACUUUUGCACGCGCACGAUAAAACACAGCGCGAUAAAUUUGAAUCGUCCUGGUACCGGAAACGGAUCCGAAAAUGAUAAUACGCGGGUCCGGGAAACGAAGACUUUGACGAUGGACGAUGUCAUCACUUACGAUUGUCCGUCUUAUAGGAAAUCUUGUAAGUUAAGGGGGACGGACCAAAUGAUGCGUCGUGCGUACAAUGAUAUAGUACCGGAAUACACACUGCGGGAUUUACUAAUAUCGUCGAACAAAACAAAAUCGUUUACGCAGCGUUGUUUUUUAUCUACACAAACGUAUCUUGAUAAACUAUCUGUAUCUAUGUGAAUCUCGUCUAACCGUAUGAUAGAAACGACUUAUCUAAGGCGCUGUUUGAGGCGAAUAAUUAUUGAACCGUCUGAAGAUGAAACUUUUAAAACCGUAACGUACGGUUAUAGAAAUAAUAUAGUAACAUGUUCAAUUAAUAUCACGGUCGAAUUAAUUAGUUACAUCAAACGCGCAGUUUUUUCGAUAAUACGCGCAGCCUUAUCAUUUCGUUUUGCGAUAUUUUUUUGUUUUUUUUUUUUUUUUUUUCAUCUAGAUAGACAAAUUAUUACGGAUCUAUUAUUCUUAUCUAGGUAUUUUAAAAUGUAUCUGUGACACAACGCUGUUGAAACGGAAUAGCCCGGUUACACGUGCCAUUAUUUCGGUCGCGAAAUGCGCGCGUAAACAAACGUGUCCGUCCAAUGGCAAUUAAUAUGCAAUUUGUGCGGUUACAGAUGACUGUGAAAUGGUUGUCCGUGCUGGUCGCGCUGACGUACUGGUGCUGCUGCUCGACCCGUCACACCGUCUUCGUGGCGUGCGCGUCUACGCGGCUACAGGACUUCCCGCUCGUUGAGUCCAACGACCCGGGCAUCGUGCCCGACCUCGUCGAGACGCCCAACGCGGCGUCGGACCCCAAGCCCGCCGACCUCAACGUCACCACCCUGCUGGCCAAGCUGGGCGCCAAAUUCGAUCCCAAAUGCAUGAGCUUCAUGGCGCCCGAACACCUGGUACCCAUCGACGACGUGCCGUUCAGGUCAGUUCGACAGUGUAUCAAUACCAUUACUGCGCGAAAAUACAUGUUAUCGUUAUCACUAUUAUUAUUAUUGUUAUUAUUAUGUGUCUCGCUGCGGCCAUCGCACCCGCGAUAAGGGAAAUACGACGGUUCCCCUCGAUAUAUCACACGUUCAAAACAUUUCGCGGUCGAAACAUCCCCCGUCCGAUUAUUAUUAUUGCUGACAUUGUUCGUGUAUACCGGUCAAAAACGUUUCGCGUCUGGCAACAAACGCGCCGUCACGUCCAUAAUAAGCCUGUGAACAAACCUAUUCCUUAGCCACAGUGCCGAUCGAUAUUGAAAUCUCUCAAAUUAUUAAUAUAUUUUCUGAUUUAUCUUUAGACUUUACUACGACGUUACAUUCGUAUAGUGUACGUAUUAUAUAUAAUUAGUGGGGGGGGGGCGGAAAUCCGGAUUUGCUGAAGUCCGAUGGUCCGGAUUUUCAAUCGAAAAUGCGUUUGAAACCGGAGUUUUUUUUUAUUUUGAACUUUUUGAUUUUGCAUGAACUUGCAUUUUUUUUUUUUUUUUUUUUUUUUAAUACAAGUAUAAAAAAAAUUUAAGCCCUUAUUGCCUUCUUCAUAGGACUAAGUAUAUUAUAUGGGGUAUUUUAGUUUAUAUUUGUACGUACAGAUAAAUUGUUGCCAACUAACGAACGACGAAUUAACAACGAAUCUAAGCAGAGUUUAGUAAAAAAAAUAACCGAGUUUUAAUAAAUAUAAUGUUGAAAACCGUGUUAAUUUGAGUUAAUUGUCUCUAUAAUACAAAAUAAAUAAUAAUUGUUCGUGGUUUUAACUAAUUUUAUCAUUAAUUCGAACAUGAAACUCUUUUAAGAAUAAUUUACUACGUUGCGUUCGACUUUUUGUUAUGAUUACUAAGUAUAAAUACUUAACCUUGCAUUAAAUUUUAAAUCAUUUUAACCACACGAAACUAAAUAAAAUCUGAAAUAAACUAAAAUUUCUGGAAAGGGAAAAUAUUUUAAGUAUUUGAUGUCAGGUCUCUACGAUUAUUUAUAUAGGAUUACAAAAAACAAAAUCAAAUACGACCGUUAUUAUACGUACAUUUUUCCGUUUUUCUGAAUUUUUUUCCAUACUACCUAUAACUAAUAAGCAAAUGACAUAAAAACUAAAAUAAAAUAUUCACUUAAAUAAUCGAACAUAAUACGCCCAUAUUGCAUCAUCUCGUGGAAAAUAUGCCGACAGAAACCCUACCUAAGAUAUGAAUGACUGAAAUGAGAUUAUUUCUGGCUGAAAAUUGUAUUAUAGACUGAAAACAAUUUUCUUUUUUUAAAACACAUUAUAGUAUAAACAAACAUUCUUCACUUCGCUCUGCAGAAUCUAAAAGUCUUUUAAACACGUAUGUAUCUCGUAAACGGAGUUUUCAUUGUUGUAUUUUUUUUUUCUUUUGCGAUUUGCUAUACAAAUUUGAAUAGGUAUAGGUACGGUUUUUACUCAGUUCUCACUAAAAAAAUUCUCGAUUACGUUUAGUUUCGAAAUACCACGACUAAGAUAAUAAAUAUUAUCGCCAGAUAUACACGUGCGUUAAACAGCUAGUCUAUACUGAAAGGUGUAUUAAAUAAAUAAAAUAAAACCACUAUAUUUAUGCAGGUAUACAAAAAUACCUACCUAUACAUUUCUGAGGUAUAGAACACGUUAUGUUAAUUGUGUUCAUAUUAUUAUACACACGGGCCAAUGGACAAUGUUUAAAUUAGCGAACCGAAUGUCUACCUAUUCGGAUGUGAUUUUCGCGCGAUUGUUUGCGCUCGUCCGAAUCGAUUACAUCGCCACUGUUACGGUCUGCGACUGAAAUAACCAUCGGACUAAUCAAAACCCUAUUAUAAACGGUCAUUUUACCAAGCAAAUCCAUCUUAUAUUGAUGAUGUAUGUAACGACUUACAUACUUCGCACAACGGGUAAGCUACUGUUGUAGGUGGAAGUUGGGAAAGUAGAUAUAGAGGAAAAUUUAAUUUAUAUCUGUGCUAAACGAUAAACCAUUGCCAGCUGAAAACGAUUUAAAGUGAAGUUUCUUUUAUACAUGGACGUAAAUCUUCCGGCUUUUCCCCGAUUAUUAUGAAAACCGCUAGGAAAAUCUAAAAAUGGCCUCUAUACAGUACCACAUAGUGAGCAUUUCUUAAGUUGUAAAUUGCAACUUUUUAUUAAAUGAACGCAGACGAUGUACAUUUAAUUAUUAUCAGUUGAUCUUUAAUCAUUUAAUAUCAUUUAUAUUUCAUCGGUCUGUUAAUCAGUGCGCGCUUUCGUACAUAAUAUUUUAUACGUUUCUGAAGGGAACGAGGAAUAUAUUGUUUACAAUGAUGUUCAUUUCUUUUUCUCUUUUUCUGCGAACAACAGAAAUUUGGCUUCGAUUUUAUUUGAUUUGUACUUUUAAGAAGAUUAUUUUUUGAUUUUUCAAUAAUAAAUGGGAAAAAUCGAAAAAAAUAUAGAAAAACGAGACAAUUUACGUUAUGUAUUAUUCUCAAAUCGUAAAUAUUACCACCUUUAAACCAUGUACAACCGAACUCAGCUCAAAGAUUGGAUUAUGUCAAUCCAUGACAUGAUGAUCCAGCCUCGUCCACGUGUUUGCCAACAAACUUUUUGAUUUCGUCUGCUAUUAUAGGCAGAAUCAUAUUGCGGUGAAUUGCAUCGUUUCUUACAAACCGGUAUACUGCGGUUAUAUUCCGAAGGACGAUGUUUUGACAGCGUAUUAAUGUUAGACUUACUGGCACAAUCCCACACUUGAAUACCCAGGUCCGAAUUGGUUUUAUAAUCACAUAAGCUCCGUAUAGUAGACGUUUGUUUUCACAGUUGGCUCGGAGUGGGUCCCGACUAACCAAUAGAACUUUCGCAUUUUUUUCUUUAAUCUGUAUUUUUUUUUUUUUUUUUUUGACGAAUGUGGUGUUUCCAAUUUAAACGUGAAUCGAGAUGAAUUCCAAGGUACGUAAUAAUGAUCGUUUCACUGUUAACAGUGGAAUAAAACUGAUUAAAACGUUUGAUUUCAUUGAAAUUCGAACGUAAACAAACAUAACUUUCGCCAUAAAAAUUUGUAUUAUCGUCGACUCGGCCCUAAUCGCUAAAAACUACAACAUAAUUUAUAGUAGAGAGUAUUCAAAUCGAUAUAUCCUCGCGUGUUGUCGCCAUCUUGCAAAAACCUAACGACUUUACGUUCAACAGGGCGACCUGUGCGAUUUUCAUAUUACAGUGAACAUUUUGACCUACUACUAUCAAACUUAAAGGUAAGAUCAUUAUUUGUGUGUUUGUAUGUAUAUGAUUUUUUUAUAUUUUAAUAUUUAGCGAAUUAUGAAUGAUAAUAUACCUAAAUAAUAUGUAAAAUUUCACAAAACUAAUAAAUCUCGCUAAAAAUUAAAAUAUAAAAAAAAAUCAACACACAAACACAUACACAAUAUGUUAAUACUUACCUUGAAGUUUGAUAAACUUACUUUAACAUUAAAAUUAACAGCAUAAAAUCAGUGCCGUUAAAUACGAAUUUACUAUGGCAUGCGACUAUAAGGCUGAAACAACACACGCGGGUAUGACAUCAUCUUAUGAAGACGUCAUACCAACCGCUUGAGCUGUUUUUUUUUUUUUUUUUUAACAAUCGUAACUUUAUAAAUAAUUAAUAUUUCAUAAACCGUCGAUAAUAUUAUAUGUUAGUCAUCUACGAAUUAUACAAUAGGCUCUAAAAACGAUUUUAAGGAUCUUUUAAACAGUUUACUUAUACAUUUUUUUUUCAUUUCAAGUGAAUAAUUAUAUUAUUUAAAAUGAUAAUACAUUAAAAUUAUUAACUAACAUUAAUAAUUUAUAUUUAGCAUUUAAAAAAAUGCUGUUAGAUUGUUUCACUUCAAUAAUUUUAUUAAAAUUAACAAAAAACUUAGAUUAGGUAAAUUUAAAAAAAAAAGAGCUGAUACUGGGUGCAGGUGCACUACUAUUGUAUAUAGAAAUUCGGGAAGGUAGGAUACAUAAAAUUAUUUAAUUUAUACCUGUUAGCCAUUGCUAACAAAAAACGAUUUGAAACUAAGUCCGUUUUUUUUCCUACUAAAAACGAUCAAUAAUGACCCUCCUGUUAAAUUUUCAAUAAUUUCUGUUUAGUUUAAAAAUUUUAUCCACAAAGUACCUAACAAAUAAAAAUUAUCUAAAACAUUUUAAAAUUAAAAUAUCUAUAAUAGCUCAAAAAUGAUUCAAGUGUUUUUAAAACGACCUCGUCUAGAAAAAGCAAUAUAAGUUGUUUAUCCAAAUUUCAAAUCUCUACAAAUAUUUUUAAUUGAACCGCAACAAAAAAACAAAUUUGAUAAUGAAAAAAAAAAUUAUUUUCGUAAAUUGUUCCGUUCUUUUUAAGUUUUUUUAGAUUUUACUCAACUAUUUAAAAAACUACUAAAACCACUUUUUAACUCGUCGACUAGAUUACUAGAUAAAAAAAUUCACUUGUCGGUUUUUAAUUAAAACAAUAUUUCUAGUAGAAAACUUAGAUGGUAAAAAUUUUAAACAACAAAAUUGGUGAAUUGGUGAAACACCAUGGAUAUUUACCGGUUCGCAUUUAAUGUUCUUUCCGGUUUUCUUAUUUAUUUUGAAAACCCCUCGAAAAAUCCAAAAAAUUACCUCUUUAAUGGCACUAACUAGAUCCAAAAUGUAACAAUAAAAGUUAUUUGUCGAUUGAACCAUGUUUUCUGCACCAACUAGAGAAAAUUUCCUUCAGAAAAAGUUCUACACCUCAUACGUCGGAGUAAGAUUGCUGGUAGACAAAUUGUUACACAAACAGAAAUAAAAACACGCAUCACAAUAAAACCAAUAGAUCCUUCGCUGCUCACCGAAUCCAAAAAUAAACUAAAUCUCUGUGAAAUAUAAAACAAUUAAUAAAUUCGAUAAUCGCAAUAUCAUAGAAAAGUAUUAAUACAAAUAAACUGUUAAACAUAUUAUACAAUCACACAUUUCACGUUGAAAUACAUUAUGCGGUUCACGUUCCCCGGACAGAACUAGCACAUUGUACAUUGGGAAAAGUGCAUUCCAAAUUGCCCGUAGCGUAAUAUGUUACGGUUUUAAUAUAAUAGGAAAAUAGAAUUCUGCAGUUCCCUCGGUUACAUAGACGAAAAAGUGUCUCUAGUUUUACGUAAUACGAGAACAUUUUUUUUUAUUUAUCUUUUUUUUUUUUUAAUCUUAGCGUAAUGAGGAAUGUAUUCGUUUUGUCAAUAUUUGUGCUGUUAAAGCAACCUGGAAUCCUGAAAUCGACCUGUAACCUGGACUAGGUCUUGGGGAGAGGGAUUAGAUCAUUUUUAAAAUUUGUAUAGAAGAGACGCUUCGAACUAUUUAGUUAAGUGAUAUUUCCAAGGGUUUAAAAAAAAAAGAAGGUCAUACGUGAAAUCUUUCUCCGAUAGUUACUUUAGGGAUAGUUUCUGGUUGAAAAUGUUGUCAAAUUGGUGAGUUGAAGAGGAAUUUUUUUUUUAUUUUUCUUAAUAAUUGUAAAAAAAAAAAACCGAGAAAAAAUGGGAAAAUUAACACAAUAUCGGUAUUCUGUUAUUAUCAAUUUAGUUAUUAUGUAGGAAAUCGGUAAGAAAUCAUCGCGAACAUCUGAAAUUUUCUCCGAAUACUUAUAUUAGCGCUCUCUUUAUUUUUUUAAAGUUCAAAUUUCGACAAAAAUCGUAAAAAUCAUGGCGUUUCCAAACAUGUCUAACGAACAUUUUCUCAGAAUUGUUUUUGUUAACAACAAUCUAUCGUUUAGGUAGAUAUAAAUUAAAUAACUCCCUGAUAAUAUAGUAGCAAUAUUGGUCCCUUUUUUCUUUUUUUUUAACUAUUUAUAAUAGGCAAAAAAGAAAUGUCUAAAAUUUGAUAACGCAUAUAUUUUUGUAACAAACAUUAAAUGAAAUGAUGCGAGAGAAUUACUUAGCGUACUCAAAUUAGUUUUGACAUUUUUGUGCGUGGUCAAAUUAAAUCAAAUUUACGGUCAGUAAAAAAAAUAAAUAAAACGUGCAUAAACAAUGAUAAUGAUUAGUUUUUGAAAAAUUAAAAAUAAUCUAAUUUAUACGGCAAAGUUAAACAAAUGUACACCAAAAUUUAUUAGUAAAUUCGUCAUCUAUAAAGUGUAGGCGCAACCGAUGUCAUUAAUUCAAAGUUUACAUUUUCCAAUUAUGGUGAUUGAAAGCGAUUCGUUUUUUCAUACAUUUAGACUAGUAGCUUAAGAAAAUUUCUGUUUUUGAUUCGACUUCAUACACCUACUUAUUUUUCAUGUUUAAUCUUUUAUAUCUUAUAUAUUAAAAAAUAUUUUCCGGCCACAGUGUUUGUUAUUGAACUCCGUCGAAACGGCUUCACCGAUUUUCAUGAAAUUGUUUGUGCAUAUUUGGUAGGUAGGUCUGAAAAUAGGUCGUAAAGUAUUUUUCACCCUUUUACCCCCACCUACUAUUUUUUAAUCGUGAUUUUAGCAUCUUCGCUUACACAUAAAUAUACACGAGCAAGACCAAAUAAUUUAGCUUAUAAUAUAAUAAAUACAAUUUUUUUUUUGUUGUUGAUUUGUGUUACCCCGGCAACACGGAUGAAAAAAAUAAGUGAUCAAUUAUUAUUCGGAAAUUAAUCGGAAAAUAUCACGUGAUCAUUAAAAUCGGUCCAGCCGAUUGUAACUAACCCGACUUUGUUUUAUUUAUAUACGAUUUUUGUUUAUUCGAGAAUUGCCACGGAAAAGAAAACUAUUGUAAUCAUUAUUGUUACUAUUAUUCACACUGUUCGCAUUUAGUCCACAUUUGAACUACCCACUUUCCACCUAUUUGUUUUCAUUCAAUUCUAAUACGGCCAAAACCAAAAAUGAAUAUGGGUAAAAUAAUAACAAUACAAAUUGUCACGGGCAACGCGUACGAUGAGUUUAGGUGCGAUGCACUCUGAAACUACUCCGCCGAUUUUGAUAAGAUAAUGUGUGAACGUGUGUGUGUGUUCAAACUCUCAAAGCGUGUGAUCUGGUCAAACUUAAAAUACAGGAUAGUCUUCAACGUUCCAUUCUCAAUCCCGUGAAUAUAAUGUAGGGAUAUUUUUUAGGUAUUUUUGAAUACAAAUAUUUAAUUGUUUACAUACUUUUUACUCACCCGGUUUUACACCCCGAUCUAUCGAAAAUCACUGGCACACCGGUAAAUAAUAAUGUAUUUUGAUGCGCGUGUAUUAGACGAUUUAGAUAAAGUGCCCUUUAAAAUUUGAAUUGUUGUCCUAAAGAAAAUAUUCUGAGCUUAAACGUAUUUCGUAUAAAUGCCGCUUUUCGAAAUAUAUUGUGUAUAGAUAUAAUCGAACUGAUAAAAACUUAAAAGAUUUUUUUUUUAGAUGAGUACUACACGUGCUACAAAGAUAAAGGAUAAAACCGAGGGGUAGGUUGAAACUGAUCUCUAAAGAGGGCUUAACCUUUUCAACCGACAUUUAAAUUAGCGAUAAGAAAAAUCUGGAUCUGCCUAAAUUCGACCAUCUGGAUUCGAAAUCGAAAUCCAGAAUUUUGAAAUCUAAAAUCAAAAAUGUAAUUAAAAUCCGAUUUUCGGUAAAAAUCCUUUAAUAUAUAUAUUUAGAUUUACAUACACGUUAUACAAACACACAGGUAUACAUAAUAAAUGUCAAACUGAAAUGUUUAAAUCCGAAAUUGGAAUUUCCGGAAUUUUAUGGCCGAAAUCCGGAUUUUUGGACAAUCCGGAUUUAUGUCGCAUCACUAUCAUAAAUACGCCUGUGGAUGCAUCCGUAUUAAUGAUAUUAACGUAUAUACGCAGAUGUGACCCGGUAUCGUUUUGUUGCGUUGUUUUAACGGAAAAUGUUUGUUUGUAUGUGCCGCAGGAGAAAUCACCGUGGACGGUUGGUGCCCGCCGGGAAGAUGCCCGCAGAAAUCCGGGACAUGGACACCAAGUACUUCACGCUGCCCAGCGGCCGGCGGCUCAGGACCCGGAUAUCCGGGCAACUGCGCCGGAAGAUCCAGCAGUACCUGUGGGGCAAGACCAUGUGUCCGGUGCAACGGAAGUGGAAGGACCUGGGCACGCGGUUCUGGCCGCGGUGGCUGCUCGAGGGCCACUGUCCCAAGGGCGAGGUCUCGUGCUCGGUGCCGGCCGGCAUGUAUUGCCACGCCAUCGGCAACCAGCACAAGACGCUGUUGCGGUGGCACUGCCGCAACAGCGGCAACAGCAUCAGCGUCGGCAGCCCGUCGGCCGCGCUCCAACAGUACAACACUCUGAUAAGCGGCAAUAAGGCGCAGAAAGAAACCCCGAAGGCGUGCCAGUGGUUGAAGGUGGAAUACCCGGUGAUCACCGAGUGCGGAUGCGGUUGCGCGCCCGACGUCUCCGAAUGACGAACCGCCGGCCUGCAGUUCGGUCCAUGGGCUAUUUUGUUUUAUUAUUUAUUUUUUUUUUUUUUUUUUUACAAGUCGGACGACUCGUUGCACACUACACUACUAGUCUUAAAUAAUAUUAUAUAUUAUAUUAUACGUUUAAAACACGGUUCAUUUUUCGACCAAUUAGACAUUAAGAAUAUUUAAUUUAUAAUAUAAUAUAAUAUAGACAUACCGCGCAUCGACAGUCCCAAUACAUUUUUUAAUAUACUCGAUACGGAAUGAGAAAUCGUCGACUUUACCCGCACCUCUUCGUCGUUUCCACAGCCGGAUCGGACCACAUUUCUAUAAUAAUAUAAUAUUACAAGGACGUCCCUAAUCCAUUUCCUAUAUGUAGGGACGGAACGAACCGUGGACACAAAUUGUCUGCCUGGAAAUCUUUUAAAAAAAAAAGGGAUUAAUCCCCAUUUUACUUCUCUCUGUUUGCGUCUAUACCCCGAACUUAGUACCGAAUUCAUUGAUUGAAUAUAAAACAAUGAUAAUUUAAAUAUUAAACAUCUACAAUUUUUUAAUAAUAAUUCUUUAGAUUAUAAUAUAAUAUAUAUAGUUUAUUUUUCAAACAAUCGUUCGUAUUUUUAACGGUUCGUUUAAACUAUUAGAAGACGAGUGCCCUCCCCAUUUCUCUUUGCCCCUUAAUUAAAAUUGUCCAACUUUGACAUAUCAAUUUCAAUUUUCUGUGUGUUAUAUUAAUACAAUCGUUCGAUCCGACAAGAGAGCGAAAUAACUACUAUUAAAGACGAUUAUGCGAUAACCGUCAUUAUCAGUAAAAAUCGGUAAAAAAACGACACCGAUGAAAAAAAUUGUUCAGUUUUGAACCGCAUUUAAUACGACAAAACAACUGUCUAAGACGGACCUCAGUAAAACAAAAACACUAUAUAAAAGAGACAUUUAAACAUUAUCAAAAUAAUUGUAUGAUUUCACGUACGUAAUUAAACUUCUAUAGAACGAAAAUCGUCUUCGGUUCCUAAAGACUUUUGAAUGUUCAUUUGAAAUAUAAUUUCAUUCGUGAACUAAUUCACAGGCAUAAAAUUCACAUUUCAUGUUUCGCCAGUGGCGUUUUUUGAAACUUUUUUCCGGGGGAAGGGUCCUUUGAUAUUUAACAUAUAAAAAAUGUACCUAAUAUAUAUCCAUUUAUUUAAAUUAAGUAACAUAUUAUUUUUUUUCUUAUCUACAUGAAUGUUUUGAUCAUCAACAAAAUUUAAGAUUAAUAUAAAAACUGUAACACAAAAUCUACUUUUCGUAAUCUAAAUUCGGAGUUUGGGAAGAGGGAACCAUCACUGUGUUUCGUAUACACAUUUUGAACUCGUUCAUUCCAAGACCUGUGUCCCUUGAAGUUCCGUUUUAGACAGAAAGUUUUCACCGUAUACGUGAGGUUUUAUUCAAAACUCCUUGAUUUUUUUUUCACACGUGUUGUCCCUUUGUACAUAUCAUAUUAUAAUAUUUAAUUAUUACUAUUAAAUUGUUAUUUUACAUAUAGAUAAUACUUAUUAUCAUAAUUAUUAUUCUUAUAAUUUAUACUACAUAUAUUUUUAUACACACACACACACACACACACGUAUACGAAAAGAAUAUACGCUUAAUAAUAUUAUAUUAUACGAUAUUGUAAAUUAUAUAUACCUAUUUUUUUCACACGACAAUGUAAAUAAUAAAGUCAUACGAAUACAAAAUAUACAAGAACAAAAAAAAAAAAAAACAGAACGUUA
Molecule: messenger RNA, 42004 nt
Organism: Cinara cedri
Lineage: Eukaryota; Metazoa; Arthropoda; Insecta; Hemiptera; Aphididae
Source: the annotation of a GenBank genome assembly